AUGGAUAAGAUUUGUUGUCCUAAAAAAGUUGGUGGUUUGAAUAUAAAGGGAUGCAGGAACUGGAAUAUAGCUUCUGUUGGGAAAUUGUUAUGGCAAUUAUCUGAGAAGAAGGACUCUUUGUGGGUGAGAUGGGCUCAUGGUAUUUAUAUAAAGGCUGAUGGAAAUAUUUGGGCGCACAAGGCUCCUGUUGACAGUAGCUGGAGUUAUAAUAAGUUACUAGGACAACAAAGAAGAUGGAGGAUAGCUGAAUUGGUAUGGACUGUUGUUGCUCAGCCUAAACACAGGUUCAUAUUGUGGUUAGCUGAACAAAGAAGAUUAUUGACAAAGGAAAGGUUAGCUAAUAUGCAUAUCCCAGUUGAAGAUGGUACAUGUUGUUUAUGCAAUGGACAACAGAUAGAAACUACAAUGCAUUUAUUUGCUGAGUGUGACUGGCUUAAGCAAGUAAGCUCAAAAAUACUGACAUGGGAUGAUGUGCAGCUACUACCAGGUGAAGUUAAGCAAGUGCUGGAAAGUAUCAAAGCUAAGCAUUGGAAGCCAUUCAAAAAAGAGAUAGUGGCUGCUGCAGACAUAGUGAUAGUCCAGAUCGAGAAGGAAAUUGUAGUGAGAUUAGACCUUCUUAAGUUGUCUAGGAAAGCUCAUAGGUGUCGAGGAUACAUACAGAAAUUGAUUUGGAAAUACGAAAAGAAGAAUACGCAUUUUGUACUCAUUGCCUCUGUCUGUGCACUGCUAUUGGUGGCAUUAAUAUGUUUCUGCGGCUAUUUCCUCUGCAAGAAACUGCGUACAAAUGACGGCAGAGGCCUCACAGUGGAUGUUGGUACAGGUGCAUCCGUUGUGAUGUUUCAUGGAGAUUUGCCUUACUCUUCGAAGGAUAUCAUCGACAAGUUAGAGGCGCUGACCGAAGAAGAGAUAAUUGGCUUGGGGCCUUUUGGAACAACUUACAAGCUCAGGAUGGAUGAUGGCAACAUAUUUGCUAUCAAGAUGAAGAAGGGAUUUGAUAGAUAUUUUUCGAGAGAGCUUGAAAUUCUUGGAAGCCUUAAACACCGUUACAUGGUAAAUCUGCGAGGUUAUUGCAAUUCACCAACAUUGAAGUUCUUGAUGUUUGACUUCUUAUCCGGAGGUAGCUUAGAUGAAGUUCUGCAUGAGAGAUCUGAGCAACUAGACUGGAACACACGGUUGAUUAUAAUAAUGGGAGCUGCAAAAGCGUUGGCAUAUUUACAUCAUGAUUGCUGGCCUCGAAUUAUACAUGGAGACAUAAAGUCUAGUAACAUUUUGCUUGAUGGAAAUUUUGAGGCUCGACUAUCUGAUUUUGGACUGGCCAAAUUCCUGGAGGAUGAGGAGUCUGACAUCACAACCAUUGUAGCUGGCACAUUUGGGUAUUUGGAUCCAGAUUACAUGCAGAGUGGUAGAGCUACAGAAAAGAGUGAUGUUUAUAGUUUCGGAGUUUUGGUUCUUGAAGUGGUAAGUGGGAAGCGGCCCACUGAUGCAUCAUUCACUGACAAGGGCGUCAACAUUGCUGGCUGGUUGAAAUUUCUAGCUACGGAAAAUAAACAGCGGGAUAUGGUUGAUCCACAUUGUCGACUGGUAAAGACGGAAAGCUUGGAUGCAUUGCUUUCCGUUGCCACACAAUGUGUCUCUUCCAAUCCCGAGGAGAGGCCAACUAUGCAGACAAUCGUACAAAUUAUUGAUACGAUUGUCUCACCUUGCCCCAGCAAUUCAAACUCCGACGGAUGA
Solanum stenotomum is the source of this 1731-nucleotide messenger RNA. Its product is annotated as LRR receptor-like serine/threonine-protein kinase FEI 1. Lineage: Eukaryota; Viridiplantae; Streptophyta; Magnoliopsida; Solanales; Solanaceae. Gene Ontology annotation, molecular function: protein kinase activity; ATP binding. Bases 1 to 1731 code for a protein of 576 amino acids. Gene Ontology annotation, biological process: protein phosphorylation. The record is from RefSeq and is a predicted model, not a curated record. The transcript has 8 exons.